CUCUAAGCACAAUGUCUCAGCUCACACAGUAUUUUGGACAUUCUCGCAUCAAGUAACCCUUCCUGUCAAACAAAUCAGUUUUGUCAAAAUUUUGGUGAAGCCAUCGUAUGAAACCCCGUCUUCCAAAUUAACGUAUCAAAAUCACAUUUAAAUUCAUCGUGUGUUAAAAACAACCCCCAACCAUGGCAUUCGUCUGUCCAGAAAAAUCCCAACAACGCAAAUCCCUGCUAUCCAGCCUCAAAGACCUGGUGAACCAAAUCGGAGACAACAGCUGCCCCCCUCAGUGCUGUCCCCAACCUUGCGGACCCUGCCUAGCCAUACCAACAUGCACCCCUGGAACUUGUCCGCCUCAGUCUGCCACUGUACCCAUCAGCAUGCCUCCAAGCAACCCCCCGAUAUGUGUACCCCCCAUCCUGCCGAUCUGCAAGCCAGUACCACCACCAUGCGUGCCCAUCUGCAACCCCAACCCCGAAGAGCAGCCCUGCGUACCGUGCAACCCCCCGCAGAUGAUGGUAUGCUACAGAAGGCCCAAAAACACCAGCCUGCGACAGUCCAAGUCCAGAGAACUCAGAGCGGGGAUCCUGCACGUAGGCUGCGAUUGUGAGAAGCACAACGGUCUUCAAGACGACUGCCCCAGGUCAGAAUGCCAUGGAUCUCCUGAGUGUCUCACCCAACCGGAUCCCACUUGUGGCCCCAGCGCAUAUUCCGGAGGUAAACACGUUGGCACAGGCGGUGACAGCGGUUUGGAGCAGUACCAGUGCUACCCUGCCUACAUAAAGCUUCCCCAGUGUUCACCGUGCUCUGGACCACCCUCCGGUGGUUGUCCGCCACCUUGUGGCCCGCCAUCUUGUGGUCCUUGUUGUCCGCCAUCUUGUGGUCCGUGCUGUCCGCCAUUUUGUCCGCCUCCUAGCGUGCCUUUGAUCGCGCAGGCGCCGUGUCCGCCUCCUAUUCAGCCUACUUGUCCUCCCUUGGUGCCCAUCGGGAGGGUGGUUCCUGUGGCGCCUGCGGUGCCUUGUCCUGUCAUGUGUCCGCCUCCAGUGGCGUGCGCUCCUCCUACUGGGGGCGUGCAGUGUUGUCCACCGUGUUGUCCUGCGCCGUGUUGUCCUGCUCCUUGUUGUCCGUGUCCUUGUUGAUUUUUUUGUUUUGUAUUGUUUUACAUCAAUUGUUUCUGUCUGCCAUUUUGAAUGGAUCGUAUAUCGAAGUAUAUGAAGAAAUAAAAAAUAAAGAAACAAAUUGA
Phaedon cochleariae (mustard beetle) is the source of this 1237-nucleotide messenger RNA. Lineage: Eukaryota; Metazoa; Arthropoda; Insecta; Coleoptera; Chrysomelidae. The record is from the annotation of a GenBank genome assembly.